Microthlaspi erraticum is the source of this 309-nucleotide messenger RNA. Lineage: Eukaryota; Viridiplantae; Streptophyta; Magnoliopsida; Brassicales; Brassicaceae. The record is from the annotation of a GenBank genome assembly.
AUGCUGUCAUCAACUCUUAGUGGCAACUAUGGCUUCCCUCUCUGCAUCUCUGGGAUCGCUCACCAAUCAUCUCUCUUCAAAGAAAUGGCAGAUCAUGACAAGAGAAGGAAGGGGCUGAAGAAGAGAAGGAGAUCAGAGGGUAAAGACGAGUGCAGGAGAUCAGGAGGUGAAGAAGAGAUGACUGUGGAGAGAUUGGAUGAGCUAUGGGUUCAAGAGAUGAGAGAGAGUCAAGAUGUUAGAGAUCUUGUUGCUUUGUUCCAAGAUCUAGGCUCGUGGAACUUUUCUUCUAACACCGCUAAAGCUGCUUAG